UCAAUGCAAUUUAUGAUGUUUACCAGUAGGGGGCGGUAAAACAUAGACAAAAAUUCACGAUGGUAAUCAGCCAGUGACGUUUAACCAGGAAGAAAAUGGGCAGACACGGAAAUGACGUCUCUAUAGAGCAAAUGUGUUAACUGCAAAGAGCACUUAGGAACUGAAGCAGUGUGGAGUCAUGUGGCCCGUAGUUUGGACCGCGAUGCGGACCUAUGCACCUUACGUCACCUUCCCUGUUGCUUUUGUGGUCGGCGCAGUGGGCUACCACCUGGAGUGGUUCAUCAGAGGGACCCCUAAACCUCGAGAGGAAGAGAAGGGCAUCUUGGAACUGAGGGAGGAAAGAAAGCUGCAGGAACAAGCGGGAAAAGACAGCACUCAGGUGCUUAGCCUUAAAGAGAAACUGGAGUUCACGCCUAAAGCAGCGCUCAACAGGAACCGAGCUGAGAAGAGCUAAGUCAUGUUUUUGUGACAGACCUGUGUUUGCAGUUUUUCACCGACUGAAGGGUGCUCUGGGAGCAAAAGGGGUGAACUGGAGGACAAAAAUCACCCAUUGUUCUACUCACCUGAAUAUCAGUUUACUGCUUGUCGUCUCCUAGAAGCCAAAGCCUGCUUGGGCGACAGCAAACACAUAAAACCAAACGUACUCUUGGCGUUGUUUCAGAUCAGGUAAACAUCUCCUAUGUGUGAGUUCUCAUAUGACCUGGCAGAGCACAUAGAUCAACAUUUUAACCAAACCACUGCAACAACAACCUAUUUAUUGAAUAGUGUUGAUCGAAUGGAUUGUUUUAUGCCUGCUUGUCUACAUGUACAAUGAAAAUACUGUUUUAUUUGUGUCAUUACAGCAUUAUGACCCGGGUUUUAUUGUGUCCUUCAUUCAACUACUCUUUCAUGACAAAUUUUAUCACAGAGUCACAAGGUGAAUGUCACUUAGUCUUUUCUGAAUGUUAAAUUAUAAAUAUUAACUAAUUGGCUGGAAGAGGAAAAAGAAAGACAGCUCUUUGUUCCUUUUAUUUCAAAUGACCUUUGAGGGUAUGUGGCCAAAUAAGCCAGCAGUACAGGAGGUUUUUCAGGAGCUGUACGAUUUUUAGGAGUAUUAUGUUUCACCUGAACAUACUUUCAUUUUAGAAAGUCUGGAUGGUUGAUACUCAAAUGUGUCAGGUCUGUGUCGAAGAAAUAACAUGAAAUAAAGGAAAAUUAUGUUCAUAAGUUGAAA
Messenger RNA from Girardinichthys multiradiatus, 1213 nucleotides. RefSeq names its product small integral membrane protein 12 (gene smim12). Bases 179 to 454 code for a protein of 91 amino acids. The transcript has 2 exons. NCBI's taxonomy places the organism in Eukaryota, Metazoa, Chordata, Actinopteri, Cyprinodontiformes, Goodeidae. The record is from RefSeq and is a predicted model, not a curated record.